AACCGGCAUCCGGAGCGUUACGUCAUCAGAUCACGUGAUCAUAAUACCAAACUUUGGUUUUACCGCGAAACGGCGCUAUCCUCCUCCUCCAGCGUCAGUCCGAGGUUUUAACGGUGGAAUAAAGAAUUAAAUCGCUGUUUUUAUGCUCCGUGUUUCUGUUUUAUCGCCUCAGGAUGUUCUGUGAGAAAGCCAUCGAGUUAAUCAGAGAACUUCACCGGAUGAGCGACGGACAGCUGCCCGCGUUUAACGAGGACGGACUCCGGCAGGUCCUGCAGGAGAUGGAGGCUCUGUACGAACAGAACCAGAACGACGUCAACGAGGCGAAGACUGAGGGUCGAGCUCAGCUGAUUCCCUCCAUCAAACUGCGGCACUGCUGCCUGCUGAGGAACCAGCGCUGCGUCACUGCCUACCUGUACGACCGCCUGCUGAGGAUCCGAGCUCUGCGGUGGGAGUACGGCAGCGUGCUGCCCGCCAACGUUCGCUUCCACAUGUGUGCGGAGGAGGUGCAGUGGUUCAGUCAGUAUAAAAAGUCUCUGGCCUCCUUCAUGCGUUCUCUGGGGGGAGGGGAAGGUCUGGACAUCACUCAGGACAUGAAGCCUCCAAAGAGUCUUUACAUCGAGGUGAGGUGUCUGAAGGACCACGGAGAGUUCGAAAUCGAUGAUGGAACCGUGAUUCUGCUGAAGAAGAACAGUCAGCACUUCCUGCCGCGGUGGAAAUGUGAGCAGCUGAUUCGUCAGGGCGUCCUGGAGCAUGUUGUGUCCUGAGGCCGUGUAACAGGCGAGUCAUCGUGAUGGCGGCUCAGCGACGCUGUGAUGACGAUAAGAUGAUGGAAAAUAGUUUGUUUUUCUAGAUGUUUCAGUUCAGUUUGGUCAGAAUCACAUGACACUGAACACGUCCUCAGGUUCACAGCAUCUGUCUGUCCAUGUGGUCUGAACGGAGACGAGAUCGUCCACACAUUGAUCCAGUUCAAGGCCACUGAUCGACUGAUCAACUGAAAAUAAGCUGCAUCUGUUUUCAGAUCAGCCAAAGUUAGUGAAUGAAAAUGACCACACACACACACACACAGUUCUCUGAUCCUGUCUGUGCUGCUUCACAAUAAAAGCCAGCAACAGUAUUUUCAUGUGACGCUGAUUUCAAAAUAAAGCUAACAUAACGCUGACUGUGAAAAUCUUCAUCUUAUUCUC
Toxotes jaculatrix (banded archerfish) is the source of this 1184-nucleotide messenger RNA. It is a transcript of the gene gins1, whose product is annotated as GINS complex subunit 1 (Psf1 homolog). The record is from RefSeq and is a predicted model, not a curated record. Gene Ontology annotation, biological process: DNA replication; DNA strand elongation involved in mitotic DNA replication. Bases 174 to 764 code for a protein of 196 amino acids. The transcript is spliced from 7 exons. NCBI's taxonomy places the organism in Eukaryota, Metazoa, Chordata, Actinopteri, Toxotidae. Gene Ontology annotation, cellular component: GINS complex.